AUGUGGAAAGAUACCGUAGACAAGUGUGUCCAAAGCAUCGUCACCAUCAAAUCAACACGCGUACGUAGUUUUGAUACGGACGUACCAGGCUCCUUUACUGCAACUGGAUUUAUCGUAUCACCCGGCUUGAUCCUUUCAAAUCGACAUGUCGUCAGCGCUGGCCCGGUAGUCGCACAAGCAGUGUUGGCUAACGAUGAAGAAAUACCAUUGCAACCUAUUUAUCGUGAUCCUGUACAUGAUUUUGGAUUCUUCCGCUAUGAUCCUUCUGAUAUCAAGUUUCUCACUGUGCCAUCCAUCCCACUUGCUCCUAAAGCAGCCCACGUUGGACAAGAGAUUCGUGUGAUGGGCAACAAUGGAGGAGAGAAAUUGAGCAUCCUAUCAGGGACCAUGGCACAAUUACAUCGAGAAGCACCUAGCUAUGGUAUUGGUGAAUACAAUGAUUUCAAUACGUUUUACAUGCAAGCAGCAUCGGGUACGUGUGCAGGAUCGAGUGGCAGCCCUGUGUUGGAUCUUGAAGGAAGAGCGAUCGCACUCAACUGUGGAGGACGCAGCAAUGCGAGUUACUAUCUCCCAUUGGAUCGUAUCCAGCGAGCCCUUGAGUUGAUUCAACAAGACCAACCUGUGAGCCGAGGCACUUUGUAUACCGAAUUUCGUCAUUGUUCAUUCCAUGAAUUACGUCAGCUGGGUUUAGCAUCCUCGAUGGAGCAUAAUUUGCGACAUGCUGGAUACCAUGGUCUUUUGAUCGUUCAUGCAACAACAACAACAACAACACAUGCUGCUGUGCUUGAACCUGGUGAUAUUCUUUUGGAAGUGGAUGGCAUGGAGAUUAUGGAUUUCGUGCAGCUCGAGACUUUGUUGGAUGAUCAUGUGGGGCGACCUAUCGAGUUGACUGUUUUACGGCAAGGUGAACGCAUCACGGGAUUACAUAUGCAGGUACAAGAUUUGCAUAAAAGCAUGCCCGAUCGUUUCCUGGAAUUAGGCGGUGGUAUUGCACACGAUGUUUCAUAUCAAGUGGCUCGUUCCUAUGGCAUUCCUUUGAACAAGGGCGUCUAUGUCUCGGCAGCAGGAUACAUUUUCGGGACCGCUUAUUGCUUCCGACGCUCCAUCAUCACAUCACUCGACAACCAACCCGUCCACAAUCUCGAUGAUCUUGUUGCUAUUGUUCAAAGAGUACCUGAUGGUGCUCAUGUGCCUAUACGAUAUCAUUCCAUGUCAAAUCGAAAGGAACGGGUGAUGGUAUUACACAUGGAUAGACGAUGGCAUCCCAUGCGCCUUGCGACUCGAAAUGACAAAAUGGGCCUAUGGGAAUACAAUGACUUGGCACCCGUUCAUGUUGACUCGUUGCCCUCUCCACCAAGCACACCACCACCCAAUGAGAUUCAGGCGGCAAAUUCCAUUGACACCUUGAAAGAAUGUAUUGUGGCGAUUGAUUGCUAUCACCCUCAUAUCAUUGAUGGCUUGCAAGACUCUCACACUUUUGGUGCUGGUUUGGUCCUAUCGCUCAAUCCACCACGUGUUAUCUGUGAUCGUGAUACCAUCCCUGUGGCUAUGGGUUCCAUCACCCUGACAUUGCAUAGCAAAGUAUCCGUGCCUGCAUCCGUUGUAUUCAUGCAUCCCUAUUACAACUUCGCCAUUUUAUCAUUUGAACGUAUCCCUGAUCAAGUCUAUUAUGCACCCAUUCAAGAGGAUUCGAGAACAUGGCAAUUACCUAAACCAGGAGAAUCCAUUCAUUAUAUUGGGUUGGAUGGCAACAACCAAAUCAGCCAUCAGCAAGGAGCCAUAUCUUCUAUUACAGGUGUUCGGUCACGAGAAUGCCUGAUACCACGUUAUCGAUCCGUGAAUGUGGAAACAAUACAGCUGGAACAAGAUAUGGAAGGACAAGGAGGGGUAUUAGCAACCGAGGAUGGAUAUGUAUUGGCGCUGUGGAUGACCUUUGCUACGGGUGAACAAGAAACCAUACUUGGCCAACGACGAACGUCCAAGAUGAUGGGUGGUCUUCCAGUAUGCUAUGUUGCACCUUGCCUUGAUGAUGAAGAAGACGAGUACUUUACCUAUGCAUUGGAUGUGGAAUUUUGGACAAUGCAGCUGGCGAAUGCAAGGCAACUAGGCUUACCAUCUAGUAUCCAAGUUCAACCUGGUCAACAACGCGUGCUUUAUGUCAUGAGCAAAAUGGAUCCUUCCAGUCCUUCAGCCAAGGCACUUGAAGUGGGUGAUAUUGUUUUGGAAAUCAAUCAUCAACCUGUUACUCGACUCACUGAUCUCACACAAUACACAAAACACGAGGCUCUUGAAAUGACUAUUUAUCGAAAUGGGACAUUAAUGCAAUGCACCGUGCAAAGUACAUUUUACGAUGGUCGAGAAACGACUCGAGUCAUUGGAUGGCAAGGACUAUUGAUUCAAGAUGCACCUAUCGCUGCCAAGGAACAAACAUGUGACAAGGUACCAACAGGUGUCUACAUUUCGUCUUGUGCGCAUGGAUCACCAGCCCAAGCGGUGUUAAAAGCAGCUACUUGGAUCACAGCCAUCAAUGGCAAGCACGUUGAAACACUGGAUACAUUUCUGCAACAAGUCGAAAGAAUCCACAAUAGCAAGGAUGAUCAUGCUCGCGUCAAGUAUGUGACCAAAAGCAAUGUAGCCAAUGUAAGCGUAGUCCGCUUGGAUCGACAUUAUUGGCCUACCUGGCUUGUGGAAAAGGAUCCAGAGUCUACAAUGGGAUGGCGAUUGCACCAAAGCGACGAGAAUCUAGUUGUCAGAUGA
Messenger RNA from Lichtheimia ornata, 2757 nucleotides. RefSeq lists its product as uncharacterized. The transcript has 5 exons. Gene Ontology annotation, molecular function: serine-type peptidase activity; protein binding. Gene Ontology annotation, biological process: proteolysis. Bases 1 to 2757 code for a protein of 918 amino acids. The record is from RefSeq and is a predicted model, not a curated record. Lineage: Eukaryota; Fungi; Mucoromycota; Mucoromycetes; Mucorales; Lichtheimiaceae.